UGGUAUAGGGUAAACCCGCACCCGACCCUACCCAUUGCCAUCCCUAGAACUCGUCAACAAAAAGCCGACAUUAAUCUAAGAACCCUCUCUACAUCUUUUCCCCUGGCGGACCGCUACCUUUCUAUUUCACUAAUUAUUGUCGUCUCCAUUCCGCCAAUCCGAUUCUUCUGUACCUGCAUCGAAUCUUCGGCGCUAUCCAUCCUCCUCUUUCGCUUGCGGCCUCAGAAGCAUAGCAUAGCUCUGCAAAAGUCCUCUCGAAUUCGAGAUUUUCUCUGUAGCCGCCGAGCCGCGACUUGUUCUGUUUUCAUCGUGUUUGUUCGUCCUCUUCCCUAUUGGGUUUGGUUAAUCAGAGCAGCAACCAUGGCGGGUCAGGGGACAGGAGGGAGGGGAGGCAGAGUUGUCGGGGACUACAUGGUUGGCAGGCAAAUCGGGUCGGGUUCCUUCUCCGUGGUCUGGCAUGCUAGGCACCGGGUGCAUGGCACGGAAGUGGCGAUAAAAGAGAUUGUUACUGGUAGACUUAACAAGAAGUUGCAGGAGAGUCUCAUGUCGGAGAUCUUCAUCUUGAAGCGGAUUAAUCAUCCUAACAUCAUUUCCCUUCACGAUAUUAUCGAGGUUCCCGGUAGAAUACACAUUGUAUUGGAAUACUGCAGAGGGGGCGAUCUUUCUAUGUACAUUCAACGCCAUGGAAGAGUGCCAGAAGCACUUGCUAAGCAUUUCAUGCAACAAUUAGCUGCUGGCUUGCAAGUUCUCCGUGAUAAUAAUCUCAUACAUAGAGAUUUAAAACCACAGAACCUCUUGCUGUCCACCAAUGACACCAAUGACAUACUAAAAAUGGCAGAUUUUGGGUUUGCUAGAUCUCUUCAACCAAGAGGCCUUGCUGAAACCUUGUGUGGUUCACCCCUUUACAUGGCUCCAGAAAUAAUGCAACUUCAGAAGUAUGAUGCAAAGGCAGAUCUCUGGAGUGUUGGUGCCAUCUUAUUCCAACUUGUAACUGGGAAAACCCCAUUCACUGGGAGCAACCAAAUGCAGUUACUCCAGAAUAUCAUGAAAUCAACUGGAUUGCAAUUUCCACCAGAAGUUAAUUUGAGUACUGAGUGCACAGAUUUAUGCUACAGAUUGUUGCGUCGAAAUCCAGGUAUCCCAUUCAUACCAACUUGAAAUGGGAAAUACCUUCUCAUGUUUACUGAAAGAGCAACUUAUAGCACCAAGUCCUAUUUGGUGUACACGGAAAAUAUUCCUCGUUAAUUUUAUCUUUCAAUCUAACAUUUAGCAGAUUUUGUGGCCUAAGAACUGGAGUAAUUACUGUAUUUGUAGACUAUUUUUGAAAGUAUCAGUGGAACGGUUGACUUUUGAGGAAUUCUUUAACCACCCAUUUCUUUCUCAAAGGAGAGCAGAUGAAUCAUUGAGGGCUCAGAGACCUUCAAGAUUUGCAGAUGGCUUCUCACCGUCUGAAACUAAUUCCCUUGGGAAAAGCAGUCCUCAGGAGGAUUGUCUGCCAUUUUUUCUGGAUGAUGAUUCUAGUGGUCCUGAGGGGAGUCUUGCUUUCUCUACUAGGAACUCAUCAAUCAAGACCACUUAUGGAUUUUCUCUUGACACUAGAACUGAUGAAAGGGAUGCGAAAUUGAAUGCUUUAAAUAAUGUAGAUAUUAUACCUUCAAGGCAUAUCUCUGUCAGAUACCCAUCUGGUAAUUCUAUAGCUAGGCCCGCUAUCAAUAAACUUUUGGAUGAAAAUCAAAGUGAAACUCCAAAGACUGCAGCGCCAAGGCCAGUGAGCAUCAUCAGGCCGAGAGUCGUGGAUUCUCUAGAGUCGAUUGAUCUUGAUUAUGUUUUGGUUUCUGGACCACUUUUGGAUGUGUCUUCUUCUUUGGCUGGAAAUUCCAAACCUAGCCAGAUACCUUUUAAAUCUGAGAGUGCCCCUCAAACAUCGGGCCAUUUAAUACCUAGACCUACCGCCCUUGUUCCUUUAGUUGGAACUGGCAAUCCUACUACUCUUGCCCGCAUUGCAAGCAUCGAUUGUCCAGGCUCUGCUCCUGGCACUUCCCAAGGAUCUACAGAUGUAGGAAGUUCCCUAGAGCAGCCAUCACCUGACUGCAUGACCAGGAUAAAGUCUUUGAAGCAGUGCGCAUCGACCAUAACUGAACUUGUCCAAGAAAAGAUUGAGGCUGGCAGACAUUUGGAAGCUUUCUCAAUCCAACUUGUCAUACUUGCAAUUUGGAAGCAAGCCUUGCAUAUAUGCCAUGCUCAAGCUGCUUCAGCCAUUGAAGGAAGUCCAAGCCAGGAAAACAUAAGAUUGAUGAGGAGAAGCAGCAGUAAGAUUAAACAUGGUACAUCAGAGAUGGAAUGUUGUUCUGAUGAUAUUGGGCCGGAGAUAAACACCACUCAUAUUGAGAGAGAAUUUCUCCGGGAGGUUGAGCAUGCUGAGGAACUUGCCAAUGCUAUUGAACCUGGUAUUACAGAGAUGCCAGAUGCGCUGGAGACUAUUUUCCAGUCUGCCCUCACUCUUGGAAGAAAUGGAGGGGUAGAUGAGCUAAUGGGAGAAAUGGAAAGCGCAAGUUUGUUAUACUCCAAAGCAGUAAGGUUGUUAAGGUUCCUUCUUGUGGAGGCACCUUCUCUCAUUGUGAACCCUCCAUUUUCACUCACGAACUCGGACCGGUUCAGGCUUCGCAGUUACAUUGAUAUCCUCAACAACAGGCAGGGAUGUUCUCGUUCUCAAAGGAUGGCCCUUGUGAAAUGCGAUUCGGAUCAGCCGUCGUCAUAGAUUAACAACAACAACAACAACAACAACAAAAAGUUGUCACCUUUUUCUCUCCUCUCUUGGACUGACCCAUGUUCUUUACCAUUUGUAAAUGAUUUGUUUGUACAGGCAGCCAUUAUUCUUUUCAGGUGGAAGUAGGGGACUCAUGAUACUUGAUUCAGCAGAAUUCUUGAUUCUUUUGGGGGUGAGGAUGUUGUGUAAUAUGUACAUACAAACGCUGGUUCGUGAAAGCGUGUGAUGAUGAAGACGAAAAAAAAGUAAGUUGUGAGAGAAAAGAUAAAGGAAGAAAGACCUGCACAUGAAAGACUCAUGCAAAAUUGAUUUGUGUUGGUUAUGGUUGUGGGAAGAGAUGAUUGUCGAAAAUGAAGACGAUCAAACUCAAAUUGUUUCUCAGUACAAGGUUAGGGUUGGUGCAACGGUCGACAAAAGUGAUCAUACUUAAUCUUGUGGUCAAACACGAUCAAUAUUGGGCAUGAGGCUAGGGUUAGGUGUAGUGACUUAGGCAUGAUUGCUUUAGUCAAAAGCGAUCUUGUAUUGAUCGCUUUAGCCUCAAGCGAUCUUGUGUUGAUCAGAUUAAAAUAUAAAAAUAUUCAACCUAAACACCCCUAUUUCAUUCUC
Molecule: messenger RNA, 3373 nt
Organism: Linum tenue
Lineage: Eukaryota; Viridiplantae; Streptophyta; Magnoliopsida; Malpighiales; Linaceae
Source: the annotation of a GenBank genome assembly